Limanda limanda (common dab) is the source of this 7898-nucleotide messenger RNA. It is a transcript of the gene arid1b, whose product is annotated as AT-rich interactive domain 1B. NCBI's taxonomy places the organism in Eukaryota, Metazoa, Chordata, Actinopteri, Pleuronectiformes, Pleuronectidae. The transcript is spliced from 22 exons. The record is from RefSeq and is a predicted model, not a curated record. Gene Ontology annotation, cellular component: brahma complex; nBAF complex; nucleoplasm. The coding region runs from base 1 to 6594 and encodes 2197 amino acids. Gene Ontology annotation, molecular function: DNA binding; nucleosome binding. Gene Ontology annotation, biological process: regulation of transcription by RNA polymerase II; positive regulation of DNA-templated transcription; chromatin remodeling.
AUGGCUGCGCAAGUGGCAUCGGCUCCGACCAGAACUAAUAACAAGAAUAAGAAAUUAUCCAGCGGUCUGGGUCCGGAGCUCAAUUCGGGGAAAUCCGGAGGAGGUGGAGGAGGAGGGACCGUGCAGCGAAGUGGACCGAUGCUGGGAGCCGGAGAUGGGACUCUGAAUAAUGUAGACCAUCGCCGCCGCAACGAGCUCACCAUGGUCCAUUCAACUUCCACGACUCACAGCGCGCCGGACGGCCACGACAAGGAUGGGAAUAACCUCACGUCCGCGUCGGCGUCGACUAAUUCGAGCACUUCCUCGAUGGAAGCGGGUCUGAUCGCGAACCACAAGCUGAAAUGUGCUGGGAGCGGAGAUCCCCCCCAGUCCCAGCCGCUGCCUCAGCAGCAGCCGCCGCCGCAAUUUGGCCAAUUUGCGCCACAUCAGCAGCGACAGAUCCAAAGUAACAACACCGCCAAUAACAACGGCCAGGGGCCCCGUGGAGACCGUGGGGACCGGGGCAUGGACCACCAGCACCACGGGGGCAAAGAGAACCUGCUGGGGGGGCAGGGGGAGCCGCAGCAGCAGCAGCACAUGCCAGGUAAAGGUGAGGGGGAGCUCACCUGUAAACCCGCGGAGAGGAUGACGAGCACCAGGUACGACCACUCUAACUUAGGGCCAACUAGUAACAACUCCGAGUUCAACAACAACUAUUACACUCCACGGCCCUGCUACGAGCAACAUGGCGGACAGCAGCAGCAAAGCAGUGGGAUGGGGGUAACGCACUCCUCGGCACAUAACAGCAUGGAGAAUUCCCACGAAGCGGGGUUCCACAACAACCAGUACAACCAGUACCCGGGGUACCGGGCGAGCUACGGCGGCGGGGCCUACGGGAUGAUGGGCCCCUCUGGGUGCCGGCAGCCUGGGAACAUGAUGAUGGGCAGCAACUCCUCAGCAAGCCACGGCAAGUCUCCCCUGGGAGCGGGCUCGGGCUUCCAGAGGUUCCCGGGACAAACCCAGCAGCAGCAGCCGCAGCAGCAGCAGCAGCAGCAGCCGCAGCAGCAGCAGCAUCCCUCAGGGGCCACCCCGACCCUCAACCAGCUGCUCACGUCCCCCAGCCCCAUGAUGCGGGGUUACGGCGCUGCCUAUCAAGACUACAGUGGCCCCACGGCGCAGCAGCAGGGCGCUAUGGGCCUGGGGAAGGACGUGGGGCCCCAGUACGGACCCGCCUCGGCUCACGGCUGGGGAGGACAGCAGAGGAGCCACCCCCACUCCCUGAGCCCGGGGAGCGGAGGACAAGGCCUCGGCAGGACGCAGGUGUCCUCCAUGGACUUCAUGGCUAUGAAGCGAUCGCAGCUGUACGGCAUGGCCAACAAUCCUUACUCCACUCCACAGCAGCCCGGGGGCGGACCUUACCCCCCCAGCCAGCCGUACACGUCACCUCCUCCGCACCGAUAUCCGAUGGGCAUGCAGGGGAGGGGUCAGAUGAUGGGUGGCAUGCAGUACCCUCAACAGCAGCAGGUUGCGCCGUAUGGCCAGCAGGUGAUGGGGGGCUACGGGCAGCAGCAGCCAGGGCAGCAGCAGCAGGGAACCCCCCCAUACUUCAGCCCCCCUCAGCAGACCCCUUCUGGCCCAAACCAAAGCCCCUACCUGCAGCCUCGACCACCAACACAACAGGAGGCCCAGCAGGAGAGCUACAACACCCGGGGUCCUGCUCCAGGGAGUUCUGGGAAGGCCAACAAUGAGGAGGGUGUCUCCCAGGACCGCCCCUCCAGUCUGCCGGAUCUGUCCGGCUCGAUUGAUGACCUCCCCACGGGGACGGAGGCUGGUCUGGUCUCGACCGCCAGCGCCGGUGGGUCGUCCUCCAGAAGCAGCAGCAGCAGCCAGGGGGAGCAGGGAGGCGCCAGUAACCAGGGACAGUCCCCCUUCUCCCCGCACGCCUCCCCACAUCUCCCCAGCCAGAGGAGCGGCCCCUCUCCCUCCCCUGUCGGCUCGCCGGCGGGCUCCACUCAGUCCCAGCACUCUCGCUCUGGCUCUGGACCCAUCUCUCCUGCCAGCGGACCCUCUGCCAACAACGCCGCACCAGGUUCCAACGUGGCCCUGCAGAGCUCUGGAAACGGACCAGAUGGAGCCCGCCCACCAAUCGCCCGCUCACCUAUGGCUCAGGAGAGAGGAUUCAUGUCCAACAUGCAGAGGAACCAGGCCGGCUCCCAGUUUGCUUCUCCUCAGUCCGGACCCUCUAUGUCCCCACACUCUUCACCUGGGGGCCCAUUGUAUCCUGGAAUGGUUCCCUACUCCCAGAUCGGCCCCACAGUCCAUUACGGACCUCAAGGAUCCCAGUAUGGACAUCAAGGUAACUACCCCCGUCCCUCUAACUACAGCGGGACGGCCAGUGCCAGCUACAGCGGCCCCGGCCCCAACAGCCUGGGUAUGAAUGCUACCAGCCCUAUGCACGGCCAGGGUCCCGGCCAGCCCAUACCUGUGGGACGCAGCCACGGCCCGAGCAACCAGAAUAGGGUUUAUCCGCCAAUGGCUCCCAGCUCUCCCAGCAUGCCUCAGCAAGCUGGGCCAGGGAUGGGUCCUCCGUCUUUGGGUAGCUCUAACCGCAAGGUUCAGGAGACAGGAGCCGCUGUGGUGCUGGGAUCUGCCAACUCAACACACAACAGGCAAGGCAGCUAUCCAGGCCCCGGCAUCAGCCAGGCAAGCACUAUGGCCACCACCGUCCCCUACAGCCAGCCAGCAAGCAACAACAGCUCAGCUAUGGGAGCCUUGGCGAUGUCAGGAGACGGAAUGAUGAGCCCGGAUGGGAAACCCAAAGCGGACGUGAAAGAUGACACAGGUCCCGUCAACGAGCCUCACAAACCAAAGCUACAGGACGGCUACAGCAACAACAACAGCAGCAGCAGCAGCAGCUCCCAGCAGUGUGUGUCCCAGCCAGCGACACCAGGAGGCGCCUUGCCCGUGCCCUCCCCCCUCUCACCCAGCCCGGCCAGCUUGUCCUCCUACCACGGGGACGACAGCGACAGCAUCAGCAGCCCACCAUGGCCACUCAAGACCCCUUCUAGCCCCAAAGCCAACCCUACCGCCUCCUCCCUCAGUGGGCAGCGAAUCUCGCGCCUUUUUGAGCUGGGGGUGGAGCCAGAGAGGCGGGGCUGGGUGGAACGAUACCUGACCUUCAUGGAGGAGCGGGGCACGGCCGUCUCCCAGCUGCCCGCUGUGGGAAAGAAGCCUGUGGACCUGUGGAAGCUCUACUUGGCUGUCCGUGAGAUAGGAGGCCUCGCCAUGGUCAACAAGAACAAGAAGUGGCGUGAGCUGUCCACCACGCUGAACGUUGGCACGUCGAGCAGCUCUGCCAGCUCCCUCAAGAAGCAGUACAUCCAGUAUCUGUUCGCCUACGAGUGUAAGAUGGAGAGGGGAGAGGAGCCGCCGGCGGACAGCAGCAGCAGCAGCGGCAGCGGCAGCAGCAGCAUGGCUGGAGGAGAAAACAGGAAGCAGGUCAAGAUCCAGCCUCCGUCACCUGCAAACUCAGGCGGCUCCCUCCAAGGCCCACAGACCCCACAGUCGUCUGGCAGCAGUUCCACAGCAGAGGCAGCAGGGGACCUGAAACCCCCCACACCUGCGACCACCCCCCUGGGACAGGUCACACCGCUGCCCCCCAACAGGAGUAGUGUGAGCGUACAGGACCCCUUCUCGGAGGUGAGCGACCCGGCCUUCGUAAAGCGUGCUGCCUCCCUGCCCCCCUCAGCUCCCUACCAGCAGGGCCUCAGCAUGCCUGACAUGAUGAUGAGGAUGCAGUACGACGCCAAGGACCCCUUUGCCGGGAUGAGGAAGAUGGCUGGAGCUGAUCCCUACAUACCAGGUCAGAUGCCUGGUGGUGGUCUGCAGGACAUGUAUGGCCGACCCCCAUCAUCUCUGAGCAUGAGCCAAAGAUCACAGUAUCCGUACGGGCCAGGCUACGACAGGAGACACGACGGCUACGGUCAGCAGUAUCCCAGCAUGCCAUAUGGGAUGCAUCCAUCUGGGAUGUACCCACAACAGCAGGGCUACAAACGGCCCAUGGACGGUAUGUACGGCCCCCCACCCAAGAGACAUGAGAGCGACAUGUAUGCCAUGCAGUAUGGUAACCAGCAGCCGGACAUGUACAACCACUACACUGGUGGAUACUCAGGCCCUGAACACAGAGGCUUACAGGGACAGUUCCCCUACCCUUACAGCCGCGACCGUAUAGGCCCCUCAGGACAGAGCCAGCACAGUUUGAUGGGCGGGGGGCCCACUCCUAACCACGCUGCUGAUGGGCCCAACAUGUGGCCAUCCAGGACAGACAUGGGCUAUACCUACCCCAACCGACAGGGGCCGCCCUCUCAAAUGCCCCCGUACGGCUCCAUUGGUAGGGAUGACAUGGACGGGCGGCCUGGGCAGGAGCAGUGGCACCGUCAGUCUCCCUACUUGUCGUCAGCAGGUGGCAUGCCGCCCCUGUCACGCCAGCCAUCGUCUUAUUCCAACUCCCCAACCAUGGUCAACCACCUAUCCAGAGCACCCAGCCCAGGGGCCUUCCAGCGCUCCCUGGACUCUCGGAUGUCACCCAGCAAAAUGCAGUUCAUGUCGCCCAUGAAGAUGCCUAAGCCUGGGAUGGCCAUGAUGGGCUCACAGGGCGGUGGAUCCAUGGGUCAGUUUCCUCCCAACCUGAGGAGAGACCUCAACUACCCACCAGGAUCAGUGGAGGCCUCCAUGCCCAUCCUCAAGCCACGUCGCAAGCUCACCUCCAAGGAGACUGGAACGCCUGAGGCCUGGCGCAUAAUGAUGUCUCUGAAGUCUGGGCUGCUGGCAGAGAGCACAUGGGCUCUAGACACCAUCAACAUCCUGCUGUAUGACGACAGCACCGUGGCCUCCUUCAACCUCUCUCAGUUGCCUGGAUUCCUCGAGCUCAUCGUGGAGCACUUCCGCCGCUGCCUGAUCGAAAUCUUUGGGAUCCUGGAAGAGUUUGAGGUUGGAACCGUAGCUCAUAAAAACUUUUUGGAUACUUCUCCAACCGUUGCUGCAGAGCCGGAGUCUUCUGUCGUGAACGGUGAAAAAGAGGAGUGUGAGGCGAGCAGAAAGAAGGAGGACAAGAACAAGGAAGACAGAGAGAAAGAGGGAAAAGAAAAAGAAGAGGAUGAAAAAGGAGCAGAGACUAAAAAGGAGUCUACGGAGCAGCCUGUCACUGAGCUACAACCUAAACCUCAACAAGCCAGCAAAUACGAUAAGCUCCCCAUCAAGGUCGUCCACAAAGAGGACCUGAUUGAAGACAUGACAGAGCGCUUAGGUUACAUCACUGAGUUCACCAGUGGACUGCUCCACUGGCAGGCCGGUGGCGGCGACUCCACCGCACACAUUCAGACACACUUUGAACCCCGGCUUGGUCCACCGGCCAGAGCGGAUGAGAAAACAAGAAAAGAGGACAAGCAGGAACAACAGAUGGAGGACGGGAAGAAAGAACCACUCAACCGUAUCACCGCUACCAUUGAUGAUGUUUUGUGCGCUCGUGUUGACGCCCUCUCUUACGCCCACCCUGCACGCUCCUUGCCAUCCUACCCCUUCCGGGUGCACCCGGACGGGGAGCAGGACCACAUCACCCUGCUUGAGGAUGAGCCGCGCUGCCUGGACGAGGCUCCGCUCUCCACAAUGUCCUCCUGGCAGGACUCGCUGUCCAAGCGGUGCCUCUGCGUCUCCAACAUCGUCAGGAGCCUGUCCUUCAUCCCUGGCAACGACUUGGACAUGUCCCGCCACCCUGCACUGGUUCUUCUCCUGGGGAGGCUGCUCCUGCUGCAACACCAGCACCCGGAGAGGAUGAGGUCGCCCCCUAGCUACCAGAGAGACGAACAGCGCGAGCAGGGGCUGUCGAGAAGUAAAGAAGAGUGGUGGUGGGAGUGUCUGAGUCAGCUCAGGGAGAACGCCAUGGUCACACUGGCCAACAUCUCUGGACAGCUGGACCUCUCGACCUACUCAGACACCAUCUGCCUCCCCAUCCUGGACGGCCUCCUCCACUGGAUGGUGUGCCCCUCCGCUGAAGCCCAGGACCCCUUCCCGUCAGCAGCGCCCCACUCCCUGCUCACCCCUCAAAGGUUGGUGCUGGAGUGCCUCUGCAAGCUGAGUAUCCAGGAUGGCAAUGUGGACCUCCUGCUAGCUACACCGCCCUUCAGCCGACAGGAGAAACUGUUCACUGUCCUUCUCCGUUUCGUGGGACAAAGGAAGGCGCAGGUGUACAGGGAAAUGGCGAUGGCCGUCCUCUCCCACCUGGCACAAGGAGACCCCUCAGCAGCACGUGCCAUAGCCAUGCAGAAGGGCAGUGUGGGUAAUUUGGUUGGUUUCUUGGAGGACGGUGUUAGCAUGGCGCAGUACCAGCAGAACCCUCACAGCUUACUGCACAUGGGGCAUUCCCCUUUGGACCCGCCGAGCAUAAACAUGAUGUGCAGAGCAGCCAAAGGCCUCUUGGCCAUGGCUAAAGUGGACGAGAACAAAACGGAGUUUGCGCUGUACGAGAGCCGAUUAUUAGACAUCUCCAUUUCCUCUGUGCUCAGCGCUGGAGUGGUGAACAUUAUUUGCCAAGUUCUCUUUCACUUGGGGAAAUUAUGACAGGAGGAGAGGCAGGACUCGUGUGGCAGACCCUGACAGUGUACGAGAUAUUUCUGUGGUUUUCUAUUUUUAUUUAUCGAAAAGACAGAAAAUGUUUGUUUUUGUUUUUUUAAAGGAGUAUCCACAUAAACAAAAUAUAUAUGUAAAGUGUCUGGGCCCUGUUAAAAAAGUGGGUUCAGGAUUUGAAAGCUCAGUUUAAUAAAAAUAUUUAAUACCUGCUGGUGUCGGAUUGCUACGUUAAAUUGUUUUGUUUGUUUGGCAUAUUUGUUUCUGUUUGUUUACUUUUUCAGCCAAAGCUGCCACCAGAUGUUGGUGCUGAAUUACAUGGUUCCUUUUGAGUCGAUGAGUCAUCGAGAUGUUUUUCAGUUUUAUAAAUGCUAAUAUACUCAUCAACAUUUUGUUAAUGGAGAGUAUUUAUUUAAAAUGUGACACUGUACAGUAGUUUGAGCCUUUUUGCCAACAGUUGUGGGGAAGAGAAAUGCUGACUUUUUAAAAUGAAAUGUAUAUGUCUCCAUCGCUGGAAGAUAAAAUUGUGCAAUAGGACUCGAGCAAGUUGUCCGUUCUGAGAACCAGAAGAAAAUGUUAAACUGCAGUGUGUGCUUUAGGCCAUGAGGAGGCAGCAUUGCACCAGCCAAUCAACAUGAGAGCAGAGCGUCUGUCAGAGGAAGAAGUGUCUAAUUUAUCAAUCAUAGCCUCAACAACUUCCACAGAAGAACUUUGUGUUUCCUAAGCACUUGUGUCAUGUCUGUAUUUUUUCAUCAUUGUGUAUAUAAACCGUUGUACAAUGGACGCACAUGAUUCUUUCAGUCUCUAUCAAGCAUAGCAACAGAUGGGACUUUCUGACUAAUAUAACAAAUGCUUUUAUUGUUGGUAAAAUUUGUUAUUGUUAUUAUACAUAUUUUGUUAAUGGGGUCAAAUAUUUGAACAUGGCAGAUGUAACUGAUGUUUCAAUGUAAAAAAAAUCCUGUAUGCAUUGUAUUAUAGCUGAGAAAACAAUCGCUUUGGUAAUCAAACGUGGCAGUGCCAGGGUGAGAGGAUCUCUAGGAGAGGUUACAUAAGCAACCUGAACACGUUUCUGUUUGUUACUGUCCUCCAUUCAUGUCAAUGGGCAUAUUUUUUUCAAUCUAGAUAAACGCUCUAAAAGAAAAGUCUGAAAAGACCAUUCAAAAUGUCCUGAAAAAUCAUUGUAAAAAAACAACUUGCCUUUCUUUCGUAUGACUCCAUGUCUCUCUUUUAUUCAGUAUACACAUUUAUACUCUGUGCUGCACAUGUCACAAAAUAAAUGUACGAUGAACAUCGUUAAA